This is a messenger RNA of Trichosurus vulpecula (common brushtail), 771 nucleotides long. It is a transcript of the gene TLDC2, whose product is annotated as TBC/LysM-associated domain containing 2. The record is from RefSeq and is a predicted model, not a curated record. Bases 124 to 771 code for a protein of 215 amino acids. The transcript is spliced from 7 exons. Gene Ontology annotation, cellular component: nucleus. Gene Ontology annotation, biological process: response to oxidative stress. Lineage: Eukaryota; Metazoa; Chordata; Mammalia; Diprotodontia; Phalangeridae.
UGGGGGAGGGGGUGGCCACAAGAGGUCACCCAUUGGAGGAGGAGGCAAGAGCAAAGCUCCUCUCUGCCCCGCCCUAAGAGUGCCCAUGACACAGCCACAGUCAGCCUGGCCCCGGGCAGCAGGAUGAGAGGGCUCCGAUGGAGGUACACCCAGCUGCCCAGCCAGCCGGAUGACCUACUGCCAGGAGAGGCUGAGGCCGAGGCCGAGGCUGGGGCCCGGACUGUGCCAACUGCCCAGGGACCAGGCAUUGAGGAGGCUUGGGUCCCCACCCUGGCUGAGAGCAAAGUCCUUCACGAAGAGGAAUUCAGGCAGCUCAUCCCACAUUUUCCCCUUCGGUUCACCGGCCACUCCUGGACUCUGGUUUACUGCACUGAACGAGAUGGUUUCAGCUUGAAGAGCCUGUAUCGGAGGAUGGAGGGCCAGAGCUCCCCUGUGCUACUAGUCCUCAGGGACAGGGAUGGCCAGAUAUUUGGUGCCUUCUCCUCAACGGCCAUCCGGGUCAGCAACUGUUUUUACGGCACUGGAGAAACCUUCCUCUUCUCCUUCUCCCCACAGCUGAAGGUAUUCAAAUGGACCGGAAGUAAUACUUUCUUUGUGAAAGGAGACCAGGAUUUGCUGGUAAUGGGAAGUAGCAGUGGCCAGUUUGGGCUGUGGUUGGAUGGGGACCUGAACCAUGGGGGCAGCCGCCCCUGUGCCACCUUCAACAAUGAAGUCCUGGCCAGUCGGGAAGAAUUCUUCAUACAGGAUCUAGAGGCCUGGGCCUUGAGCUGA